This is a messenger RNA of Larimichthys crocea (large yellow croaker), 4381 nucleotides long. It is a transcript of the gene paplna, whose product is annotated as papilin a, proteoglycan-like sulfated glycoprotein. The record is from RefSeq and is a predicted model, not a curated record. The transcript is spliced from 27 exons. Lineage: Eukaryota; Metazoa; Chordata; Actinopteri; Sciaenidae. Gene Ontology annotation, cellular component: extracellular matrix. Gene Ontology annotation, biological process: proteolysis; extracellular matrix organization. Gene Ontology annotation, molecular function: metalloendopeptidase activity; serine-type endopeptidase inhibitor activity. Bases 232 to 3885 code for a protein of 1217 amino acids.
GGUUUCCUGUUGGACACAGGCAAGAAAGGGAGGGACACACACACACACACAGAUCCAGAGAUCCCUCCUCAUAAAUCCACCACACCGCAGAUCUUUCCAGACGCAUCUUCCAGGUCAACGCUCCGGAGAGAGAGAAACCAGCCCGCUGCGCCCCGCACCGUGCUCCCGCAAGGAUCCACCGGAGGUUUAAGGACUCCAAGAAAACGCAUUGAAGCAGAGAACAGGGGAACAAUGAAGAUGCUGCUGCCUCUGGUAAUCCUCCAGCUGCUCCUGGCUCCAGCGCUCACGGUGCCCAGUGUGGAUCACUGGGAGUCGUGGGGUCCGUACGGAGAAUGCAGCCGCAGCUGUGGCAGCGGUGUGACCAUGAGAACCAGACGCUGUAUCACCCACAGGUCUGAUGGAGGACAUAACUGUGUGGGACCAGACAAGUCUUACCGCUCCUGCAACAUCCAGGACUGUCCGGAGGGAUCCAAGGAUUUCCGUGAAGAGCAGUGCGCCCAGUUCGAUGGGACUGACUUCCAGGGGAAACGCUACAAGUGGCUCCCGUAUUACGGAGCUGAGAACCCCUGUGAGCUGAACUGCAUGCCAAGAGGAGAAAACUUUUUCUACCGCCACCGCAGCGCCGUGGUCGAUGGUACACCCUGCCACCCUGGGCGGAGGGAUGUUUGUGUGGACGGAGUCUGCAAGCGUCUCGGCUGUGACAACAUGUUGGAGUCUCCUCAGCAGGAAGACCCCUGCCUGCAGUGUGGGGGUAACGGACAAUCCUGCUACCGUGUCAAGAACAGCUUCUCUAUAAGCAGCAUGCCAAAAGGCUACAACCAGAUGUUCAUCAUCCCUGUGGGAGCCACCACCAUCAGCAUCAGAGAGACAGUGGCCACACGUAACUACCUCGCUAUCAAGAACCUGCGUGGUGAGUACUACCUCAACGGCCACUGGGUAAUUGAGUUCUCCAGGUCGACACCCAUUGCUGGAACCAUGCUGUACUACCAGCGAGGAGCUGAGGGUGACAACGUCCCUGAAACCAUCAUCGGCCGCGGCCCCACCACUGAACCUCUUGUUGUGGAGCUGAUCAGCCAGGAGCCAAACCAAGGAGUGGAGUAUGAAUAUUACCUCCCUAAUGGACGCUCCAGACAGGGCUACUACUGGAGCUUUGGAUCGUGGUCUGCCUGCAGCAGAGAGUGUGGAUCAGGUUACCAGUCUCGUUUGGUCUUCUGCACCAUUGAUAACGAGGCCUACCCCGACUAUCUGUGUGCAUCUCUGCCGAGGCCACAAACCAACCGUACAUGCAACCCACAUGCAUGCCCACAGAUCCGCAGCUGGAGAACCGGUGAGUGGAACGCCUGCUCCGUUACCUGCGGUGGAGGCUCUCAGGUGCGCAGUGUGGAAUGCGUCUCCCAUGAUGCUUCAGGCCCUCGUGUCGUGGAGGACGCCGUUUGCGCCGCCUACGCCGAGGCACCACCCGCUCUGCAGACAUGCAACAUGCACCAGUGUGCAGAGUAUCGAACAACUAGAUGGAGCGCGUGCUCAGUGACCUGCGGUUCAGGUGAACAGACCAGAGAGGUCACCUGUGUUGGUUCAGGAGGAAUGAGGCUGGAGGAAACAUCCUGCAGCGCUUUGCUCCGCCCGGCCGCGGUCCAACCCUGCGAGAUGCCGACCUGCCUGAGACAGAUCAGCUGGCACGUUGGAGAGUGGGGCCUGUGCUCCAGGAGAUGUGGCUCUGGCUCAAGAGAUCGGCAGGUGAUCUGCUCAGACCAAGAGAGGAACCUGUACCCUGUGGAUCAAUGCAACGCCCACCCCAAACCCACCACAGUGGAGCGCUGCAACACCCAGCCCUGCUACCGCCCACAGGUCGUUCCCAGCAUUCAGGACCCACAAGGACACGACAACACUCAGACUGUUUUCCAGCCCUACGUGCCCGACCAAACAGCCCGCAGGCCUGAGACCAAUCAGACGAACACAGUCUACGACCCUCACAGCUCCGUCCCGGCCAUCCACUGCAGCCAGUCCCAUUACGGCUGCUGCCCGGAUGGACAUACUUCCGCCGGGGGCCCCCAGGGUCUGGGCUGCCCACACGUCCCAGCUGCAGCUCCCACUGCUGUCCAGCCAUCCUGCGUUCAGACAAGUUACGGCUGCUGCCAAGACGGAGUGACGACUGCUCAGGGCCCCAACAAGGAGGGCUGUGUGGAGUAUGUGGCCCCUGCACCCACUGCUGCUCCUCUUCCCACUGAGAAUGCAGUACAGUGCCGUACCACCACCUACGGGUGCUGCUUCGACCGCACCACGCCUGCAGGUGGACCCAACGGGGAGAGCUGCCCCAACCCACCCAACCACAUCGAGCACUCGAUCUGCUCCCUGCCUCGUGGCGCCGGCUCCUGCAGCAGCUGGACCCCGCGCUACCACUACGACGUCAUCACCUCCAAAUGUGUGCACUUCUGGUACGGAGGUUGCCACGGCAACAACAACAACUUCAUGACCCGGGCCGAUUGCCAGAGGGCGUGCCAGGUACCCGCACCGAGCCAGCCAGACCCGGCACCGGUCGCUCCCACUUCCAGAAGAGAACCUACCCCCAGGAGGACGUCACCUGGAGCAGGCACCGCAGCUGGAGGAGGAUCCAGAGCAGGUGGAUCCACCUCUGGAGGAUCAACAGGCGCAGGGUCCCACAACAUGGGGAGGAUUUUCACCGUCCAGGGAGGCUCGACCAGCGGCGGCACCGGCAGACAGGCCACGAGCGCCGCCACACAUGCCCACAGAGGCAGAGUCCAUCUGCGCCCACGCCAGCCUCCCCCCGCUACUGCUGCACAGCACAGCGGCCCAGCAGCGAGUCUGACCCUGGGUGAGGUGACCAUCGAUAAGACCGACCCCUCUACAGUGGAAGCUUUAGUUGGCCAGACGGUCGUGAUGCCGUGCAGAGUCAGCCCGCCUCCGUCCUCUACGGUCAUCGUGGAGUGGAGAAGAGACGGCAUCCCUCUGUCCACUCACAGGCAUCACCAGCAGCCCAACGGCUCCCUGUUGGUCGGCCCUCUCACUAAGUCAGACUCUGGUUGGUUCUUGUGCGUGGCUACUCGUGAACAGCAGAGAGAUCACCGCUACAUUUACCUGUCUGUCACAGAGGGAUCGUCUCAGCUGACUCCUACCUCGCUGCCCAGAGACGGACCUUUCCCUCGGUUCAGCAUCGAGCGGUCGAGCUCGUCUUUGUUGGAAAUGCGAUCGGGACAAACUGCCAGACUUCCCUGCAAGAUUCUCCCUCCGUCAGCGAGUACGUCUGUCCACAUUCAGUGGACUAAAGACGGACAGAUCAUCUCCGACUCCAGGUACACACAACACUCAGACGGCACGCUGAUCAUCGGCCCUCUGAAGUCUGCAGACUCUGGUGUUUACACAUGUACGGCCUCCACUCAGCAGCAGCUGGAGCAGAGACAGCUGCAGCUCAAAGUUCAAACGGACCUGAGGAUCACCACAGCUCCCAAUAACAUCCAGGUGUCUGAAGGCAGCACGGCUCUGCUGCCCUGUGUGGUGUCAGGAGACAACGUCAAUAUCGGCUGGUCCAGGAACGGUGUACCGGUGCGUCCGGACGGUCGUGACAUCCUGAUGUCUUCAGACGGCAGCCUGAUCCUGAAUAACGUGAAGCCUUCGGACGAGGGCACGUACACCUGCAACGCUUACACCGGCAUCUACUCUGUGAGCGCCACAGCCGAAGUUAGAGUCAUUAAAGACACGCAACAAGGUGUUGAUGUGCCGCCAGAGUGCGUGGACCAGCCCGAGCUCGCCAACUGCGAGCUGAUAGUUUACGCCCGACUUUGCUCCAACUCGUACUACUCCAGUUUCUGCUGUGCCAGCUGCACCAGGCACUCGCUGAGGAACGACAGGUUCGGUCGGCUCGGCUGAAGCUGCUGUGGGUUUUCCACAACACUGAAUUUCUGCAAUUGCCAAACUGACUCAAAACACUCAAAUCUGUCCAGGUAGUGCAGAAUCAUAACUCAAAAAUGCAACAAAAAAAAGGGACUGAAUAUUGUAGAGGGAGUUAAAUCUGUGAGCCACUUGUUUGUACACUGAAUAUGGAACAUUAAAUAGGUGCCUUAAAGAUAAACGUAUCAUGUAAAGUCUGAAUGUGAUGAAGCAAAAGUCUCACUCUGCCACGUCUUUAACAUUUAAGUUAUUUACUCACUGGACCAACUGUGCACGUUCUCUGUUUUCUAGAGAAUUCAAAGUUCAUUUAAAGGAUUUAAAUUUAAAUUAUUCCAUCUCUGCUGUACUGUUUUGACCACUGCUCUGUUUUUAAUCUAUAUUUUGGCAUUUCACUGAUAAAGGCUUGUAUUUUCUCUUUGUUUAUUUUUAUGUAAUUAUUUUAAAAUAAAAAUAAUAUUUUGAUAAAAAAAAAAAA